This is a messenger RNA of Botrytis cinerea B05.10, 3768 nucleotides long. RefSeq lists its product as hypothetical. NCBI's taxonomy places the organism in Eukaryota, Fungi, Ascomycota, Leotiomycetes, Helotiales, Sclerotiniaceae. The transcript has 2 exons. Bases 985 to 3045 code for a protein of 686 amino acids. The record is from RefSeq and is a predicted model, not a curated record.
GGGCGCAUGUAUGAUAAUCCAUUCUUCCCCUCUAGAUUUCCCUCGAACCUUCGUGGGGUAAAUUCUCAAAUUCUUGUGCAUUGCAGACAACAACAACGACAGCAACAACAGCAACAACUACAGCUCACGCCCAGAGAGCCAGGUUUCUAGCUAUAAGCACAUCCAUUAUCCACACUAUUCGCACUAUUCUUACCAUUUCGUGCAGUCUGUUCUCGAGUAGGUUGGUACAAAAUCUUCUUCCUUGUCUUUCGCCAUGAAUUUUCACAAAAAAUGCUGAGAAAUGCUGGGAGAUGCUGGGCCAGACACGACGAGAUACUGCACGAUACUGGAUGAUGGUCGUAUCUUUACCAAUCUUUUCAGUCUUUUCAAUCCACCUCCCUCCAACCCUCCAACCCUUCAAUGCUUCAAUGCUUCAAUGCUUGCUUCCAUGCUCCAUACAGCCGCCUCAACAGGGAUGCAAACGAUCAUUCCAUCCAACCUUACUCUUGUGGGUUUGGCUUGACUCUCUUAGUUCGAUUCUCGAUUCGAUCUCCCCGUCCUUUCAAUUUUCCUUCUUGUCAUUUAUCUUGUUUCAUGGUCCCUCCUGGUCAGUAGCUUACUUCUGUCGCAGAAUAUAUGAUACGUGUGAUGCGCCCUGGAUCAAUAAAGUGCCCUGGGUAAAGGGACCCAUUGACCCAUUUCGUGGAAUAGUACGGAGUUGCUUAAGAGAGAGAGAGAGCGAUACACACACAUAUAUAUUUACAUGUACACUCGACUGCCGUGCAUUCAAAAUUGACGAGCGAGGAUGAACUUUUAACUUCUAAUUCGACUGGGGAAACUGAGACUUUUCAAUCUUCUCGCCGUUCGGAACUUGCGAAUAUGCCUAGGAGUCGUUCCACAUCUAUCAAACAAUCCACUGUCACAAUAGAUUUAUCCUUAAUCCUCGACCCACUUAUGAAUACAGGCAGACUGAAGGACCCGUUCUAAUAUCCGGCUCUCAGUAAAAUGAGUAAAUUUACAAAGUCCGGGACCUGGAAGACGGAAGCUACAGGUCGAACAAAUACUGGUUCGACCAUUCGUGGAAAGAUUUCUGCUCCCAUUCCAAUCCAGGACGACGACGAAUUUCCCAUUCGGUCUCCAGGAACUGGUAUAGCAACUCCCCUUGGAUCUCUUAAUUCUGAUGGAAUCGAAAAAGUUAUGAGGGGGUCCGCCAUUUCUGGCCGAGAUAGUGCUCUGGCACAUGGAGACACGGGGACCGGGAGCUAUAUCGAACCACCCAGGCGAAUUGGGACCUCCCCUCUACCAUCCGAUCGGCCAUCCUAUAACGCCCCUUCACGUAGGACAGAGGACUACAGUAUUCCAAGGAGCUCAUCGCCUGUUGGCAGACCAUCAGGGUCAAUACUCUCGAAGCCUGCGCGAAAGAAGUCGACCUUUAAAGGAGUGUUUGGCAAAAUAUUUGGCAAGAAAAAGAAGGAUGCUGCAAAUAGGAAGCAGAGCGUUGGUGCUCUGCAAAGCGAACAGCAUCACCGCAGCGACCCAUCUGCGCUCAGCCGAAGUCCACUGAACACUGCGACCUCCCCCGAACGAUCUACCUCCAUGCCGAUCAACGAGUUCAAUCGAGCCCUCCGAUCGCAUUCUCCUUUUGUAGACACCAGCUUAAAGGAACAGAUUAAUACCGAGCGGGACCCAAAUCGUAUAUCCACACAAACACAAAGCACAACGACAAGAACAAGGGUUACAACAGGUAGACUAUAUACUCCAGAUAAAACACCAGGCUAUGUGGAUUGGACGGGGCUUUCGCCACGACCCGCAAGUGCUCAAGCUAAAGGCAGCAAAGCUUCUUCUGACGAGGCGAUUUCUGGUUCAAUUGGAAUGGCAGUUACAAGUAGCAGUCACCCAAACAGACGUUCAAGGUCUCUCGGUCAAUUGCGUGAAGCUGCAAGAAUUGCGGGAGGAACAGAUAGACGUCGGAGCGACGAGAUUCGUUAUUGGAGAGCAAGCUACGAUCCGGGGCCAUUGUCUCCAUUAUCUUCGGACAAAGCUGAAGUGGAGGAACCUAGAUCAAUGAAUGAUCCGGAAAGUCCACGAUUGAUAGAUUCUCAGGAUCAGCCACAGCCUUUUAAUUUUGGCCAUUUGAGUGGAUUGAGUGGCAUGAAAAUUACCCAGGCUGCCGACCUGGCGACUAGAGUUGAUCGCAUUGAGUCUAGAUUAGUCGAAAUGGAGAAGACGGUAUUUCAGAUUCAUCGGCGACUCAACGGAAACGGAGACAAUGUCGCACUUCAAGAUCCACCUAAAGGAGGCAAAAGAGAACGCAGCUCUUCUGCUCGUCGUCCUCCAACUGAUAAUUCAGAAACGACUUUACCCGGCUUACCCCGGCAUCGACACUGGCACGAAUUUGGAGCUCAAAGCCGACUCUCGAACAACAACAACGCUCACCGCCCGACAUCAUCAUCUCAUAACUCUUACCACCCUGACUUUGAUGAUACAAUGCAAGCUCCAUAUGCCACAACAACAGAUGAACGUGUGCACCUAAGCAGCUCCCACACCACUGGUCGACCCCUUUCAACCUCGACUACUAUUCGAGGUCUUCCAUCUAGCUCUCCUACGAUUCAAAAAGAUGCUCAUUUAACAAUGGAGCACUACACCAAUUUAACAAAUAUGUUCUUAGCGGAACAAUCUGCUCGCGAACAACUUGAAAAUGUUGUCCUCACUCUACAACGACAGAUUGCCUCCUAUCCCUCGGUAGCAUCCACGUCAUAUCCCACCCCUGAUUCUGCUACUGGAGCUGGCCCUAUUCUCGAUGCCACAUCCUCAUCUAAAGGCACAUCUGAAGGCUUUGGCAUUGAUAGUGAUGAUGACGCAUACGCAGCAGGUUCCGAAGUUUUUCAGACCCCUAAAGAAGAAUUAGGAGGUCAGAACUUUGGUGAUGAAGUUUUUGGGACUGGAAAGGGUUACGGAAGCGGUAGUUCAAGAUUGACUGUCGACACUGGGAAGGGUGAUGCAAGGACGUUGAGUUUAAGCCAGAUCACGAUGGGGAAGGGUGUUCAGCCUAGCUUGAACUUUUAAAAUUCCUACCAUCUAAGAAAGACAGGCUGCACAAAUAACUGGAUGAUUUUUCGUAUAUCUCAGUUGCGUCAUCGCGUAUGGAUUUCUACCAUUUGCUUGCCUUGUUUGAUUUUGACUUUCAGGAUGAUACCAUGAACAUCUACUAUUUUUUCUAUUUUUUCUUCAUAUCCCAUUCUCCUGCAUUUGCAUUUCUGUAUUAUAUUUUACGUACCCUGAUUUCGAGCAUGACUCGCCUUUGCCUUUCACCUGCACAUCAUGAAUCUCGUGGUCAUCCCAGCAUGGAAAGUUUGAUAUUUUUUUUGUCAGAUCUCGUUUGUUGCUUUUCUUCCAAAUGUAAUUAUAGAGGGGUUUGAAUGGAGUUUGGGUUGGACGGCCAAAUGGAACUGGAGCUUCCAAAUAUGGUGGACAGAGGAAGGAGGGGAAUGGGUGUCCCGAUUAAUUCUAGGCCCUUUUUAUGUUCGUAUUAUUGUAUUAUUUAGUGGAAGGAUUACGAGAUGUGAAUAGAGGAAAAUAAGGGAUUAGAAGCGUGGGCGAAAAUGAUGUUUGAGCAUUUAUAUACUUACAGAGCGAGCAACUAGUUUGUCGGGAAUUUCGAAUCAAAAGAAUCAAGAACUACAUAUACCCAAAUGCAUACAUGAAUUGUCUCAUCUCAGAUGGUUCAUUUACUAUAAAAUCUAUCAUGUGGCAGACUGAACCAGGAGCCGCAAAUCUAUUCCUUGAGCA